AUGAACUCCCUGUCCAAACGUAUUAGAAAGAUCAAGAAAACCCCUAAGGUGACCACAUUUGAAGAUUCCGAUGAUCCAUAAUAAUUUACAGCUUGCAUAGCAAACCUCAAUUAAAUUGUGGCUGAAGAUCAAUGUUUCUCUAGUUUAACUAUUUUCUAGUCAAAUAAAUUGUAACCAAGGAGUUAUUGGUUAGAUUGUUAGAAUAUUUACGACACAACAAUGUUUAAGUUGUCAUCAAUGCUCUAAAUGCUAUCUAAAAUGUAUUACGUAUUAGUGAUAAUUUUGGUUCUGAAGUUAGAGAUCAAUUCAAAGACUUAGGUUUAUUGGGCAUUUUAUUAUUAUUCCCUGUAUAGGAAAAUACUCUAUCAAGUUUCUUGAGCGUAGCUAUUGAAAUAUUUGAAACAUGGGAUAUAGUAUUAUUAAUGCCACUUUAUUAAAGAAUAUUGCCAAUUUUAGAGAAUUGUCUAUAGAAAGUUUAUAAUGAAGAUAUCAUAUCAGAAACAUUAAAUUUAUUAUAAGUAUUAACUGAAAUACCUUAAUUUAAUUUAAAGAAGAUAGAUAUUGACUAAAUUUUCUAGCAUGAUAUUAUUAAAUAAUUACAUUUUGCCAAUUAAAUGAAAUUGAAAGCAUUAACACUUUAAACAUACUUAAAUAUUGAUAGAUUAGACAAUGAAAUGUUUUAAUUAAUUAAUGAAGUCAUAAGAAUCAAUAUUUUUUAAGAAUUGGAUAAUAUUGAAUCAUUUCUUUAAAAAUAAAUCACAAUGGAGGAAGAAUCUGAAUUUAAAUAAGAUGAAAGAUUACUUAGUACACUUUAAAUUUGGAAAUGUUCAGCUUAAUCAAUUAUAUAAGUAUUGGUUUAUUUAAAUCGAAUUUAUGAAGAAGAUAAUGAUGAUUAAUAUGUGAAUAAUAAGAAAUUCUAAUAAUUCUUCUAAAAAAACAUAAUAGUUGAAUUAGAAGAAUUAGUAGUAAAGAAUUUCUUUAAUUAUUCUGGAGUCAUUCAAAAAAAGUUAUUUACAGAUCAAACUACUUUCACUGAUGAAAUAUUGAGUUUAACAUUAUUAAUUUUCAAGUAAUUAUAUAUUUAAUAAAUUUAAGUCUAGGAAAUAAUUUAUUAGCCAAUCUAUAACCUUUAGUAUGUUUAUAAACAGUAGAACCUAUUCUACCCUAAAUUUAAGCAGCCCUACAAGUUGAUAUUAUUUCAGAUGAAGAUAAAAAAGAACUUGUUUAAUCUGAAUUUUUACUUUUGAUAAAACUUUUAAAAGUGAAUCCACAAUUAGUGUUACAAAUUCCACCAUAAUUUAUAGUUUAAUUGUCUGAAUUAACAGAAACAACAGAAAUAUUAUUUCAUAUUGUAGAAGUCAUGAAAAUAAGAUAUUCAAGUAAAGUAAAGAAUGAUUUGGAAACUAUCCGUAUAGUUACACAAAAAUUACUUAAAUUAAUGAGCCAAUCUAAUAUUUUGUUGGCUGCAUAAGCUUUAGAUUGUCUUUUUGAUGUGUAUACAGAAGAAGACUUCAAUGCUCUUUUAGUGGAAAUGAAGAUUCUUGAACUGUUAUCAUAAGGAUAUUAAUAUUUAUAAUCAUAAUUACCAUAAGAAAAGAAAACUUUAGCAAAAGAUGAUUGGAAAUUCUUAAAGUUAACAGUUACCAAUUUAAAAUAGUUUAUUGAAUACAAAAUAAAUAUCAUUAAAUGA
Paramecium pentaurelia is the source of this 1690-nucleotide messenger RNA. Lineage: Eukaryota; Ciliophora; Oligohymenophorea; Peniculida; Parameciidae. The record is from the annotation of a GenBank genome assembly.